Molecule: messenger RNA, 1350 nt
Organism: Peronospora belbahrii
Lineage: Eukaryota; Oomycota; Peronosporomycetes; Peronosporales; Peronosporaceae
Source: the annotation of a GenBank genome assembly
AUGAUACAGAGAAAAACACGCACACAUGUGGUUGAAGGUCCUACAGUGGAAAAGAGUGAUCUGCCCAUGAGUUUUGUCUUUAAAAUGGGCAAAGUACCAGCUGUUGUGAGCAGUUUAGUGCAAGAUAUGCGACGUGUGAUGGCCCCGUAUACAGCUGACAAGCUACGCGAGAAACGCAAGAAUACACUCAAGGAUUUUAUCCACGUCGGUGCUCCAUUGGGCGUCACGCACUUUGUUUUCUUUACAAAUACAGAGGCUGGUACCAAUCUCAAGAUUGCACGUAUUCCACGUGGUCCGACGUUGUCAUUUAAGGUGAUCAAGUACUCGCUCAUGAGUCAAAUGCACUUGGUAGUGCGACGUCCAGUGGAUGCCUCGUUGGCACUCAAGUCAAAGCCAUUGGUAGUGCUUAACAACUUUACAACCCCUGAUGAUCACAUUAAGUUGAUGAACGUGACGUUUCAGAACAUGUUUCCCGCUAUUGACGUGCAGACGGUCGCAUUAGCGGAAUGCAGACGUGUGGUUUUGUUUAACUAUGAGAAAGAGACGGACACGGUUGAGUUUCGUCAGUAUGUGAUUCGUGCGGCACCGCUUGGACUGUCAAAAAGUGCCAAGACAAUUGUGAAGGCGAAGGUGCCCAAUUUAAAUCAUUAUGAGGAUAUCAGUGAAUACGUGCUGGGUAACGGUGCUGGUAUUGGCUUAACUUCGGAUAGUGAGGUGGACGAUGAGGCAUCGCAUGUGACGCUCCCGGACUCGUUUCGUGGUCGUGGCAACCUCAAAGCAGGGAAGAGUGCUGUGCGAUUAACGGAGAUUGGACCGCGACUGACACUUAAACUGACCAAGGUUGAGCGUGGCAUUUGCGAGGGUGACGUGCUGUAUCACGCGUACAAGACCAAAACUCCAGAAGAGUCUGCCAAGGCAAAAGCAAAGCAUGAAGCAGCUAUGGCGCUCAAGCGGCAGCGGCGUGAAGAGCAGGAGGAGAAUGUGGCAAAGAAACAAGAGGUCAAAAAUGCAAAGAAACAGCUCAAGGCUGAACGCAAGCGCAAGCGCGAGGAGGGCGACGAUGACGAGCACGAUGAAACUACUGCCAACAGUGGUGGAAAUGACGACAAUUCUGAACUGGACGAUGCAGACUACUACCGCCGAGAGGUUGGCGAGGAGCCUGAUACGUACAUGUUUUCUGAGAAGAAGAAGGAAACAAAAGGCAAGAAACAAAUGUCCACCAAGACCAAGUCUGCAGCUGUACAAAAGCCGUCAGAGGUGGCAGCUUCUGACAAAAAACAUCGCUUCAUGCGGCCCGGUGCCAAAGCUCCCAAGGGUCAAGUCAUCCGCCAGCGCCAACGGAAGAAGUAG